ACAUCCCAACUAAAGCAGGACCACCGGAACAUUAUUCACACGGCGACGGCAUGGCAGAUCUGGCGGGUCUAGUGCAGCGUCUGGAGGUGGCUGUGGGCCGUCUGGAGUCCAUGUCCAGUUCUGGCAGUGGAGGCGGCCCUGCUGCUGGAUCUGGAGCCGUGGGAGUGUACGUUGAAGCCUAUGACGGCCUGAUCUCUGGUCCAUUGGCUCAGUACUUUACCCUCAGUCAGAAGAUAGGGGGUGACGUCCUGAAGCAUGCUGAGAUGAUGAAGCAGGCCUUUACCAGUCAACGACAGCUGCUGGCCACUGCUUCCUGCUCUCAGAAACCCUCUGAUCCUGUUCUGAAUGCUCUGCUGGCCCCCGUGUCUAAAGCCAUCCAGGAUGUUCAGGCAUUUCGAGAGAAGAACCGCUCCUCUCCUUUCUUCAACCACCUCUCUGCCGUCAGCGAAAGUGUUCCUGCUCUCGGCUGGGUUGCCAUGGCCCCAAAGCCUGGCCCCUAUGUGAAGGAGAUGCAGGACGCAGCCAUGUUUUACACAAACCGUGUGCUCAAGGAUUACAAGGAGAAGGAUAAGACUCAUGUGGAAUGGGUCAAUGCUUAUGUGACCAUUUGGACAGAGCUGCAAGCCUACAUCAAGCAGCACCACACCACUGGACUGAGCUGGAGCAAGACUGGUCCCGUAGCUGCUGCUGCUGGAGGAGGAGCCCCAGCACCGCCUCCUCCAGGACCUCCUCCACCCCCAAUGGACCUAAACAAGUCAUCAGGUGGAGACUCCGAACCGACCAAUCGAAAUGCUCUCUUUGCCUCCAUCAACAAAGGAUCUGACAUCACUAAAGGCCUGAAGCAUGUGUCUGAUGACCAGAAGACCCAUAAGAAUCCUGGGCUCAGAGGUCAGACAGGGCCUUCAGUGUCCGGUCCUAAACCCUUCACUCCACGGCCCACAGCCACCGCCAGCCCGGCCCGCUCUCUGCCCCCAGUGCUUGAGCUGGACGGCAAGAAAUGGAAAGUGGAAAAUCAAGAAGGCGCCCAGAAUCUGGUGAUCAGCGACACGGAGCUGAAACAGGUGGUUUAUGGCUUUAAGUGCAACAACAGCACUUUACAGGUGAAGGGGAAGAUCAACUCCAUCACUCUAGAUAACUGCAAGAAGAUGGGGCUCGUCUUUGAUGAUGUUGUGGGAAUUGUUGAGGUGAUCAACUGCAGAGAUGUUAAAAUCCAGGUUAUUGGUAAAGUGCCAACCAUCUCCAUCAACAAGACCGAUGGCUGCCACGUGUACCUGAGCAAAGACUCCCUGUCGUGUGAAAUCGUCAGCGCCAAGAGCUCCGAGAUGAACGUUCUGGUGCCCAACAAAGAUGGAGAAUUCACUGAGAUCCCAGUCCCUGAACAGUUCAAAACCGUAUGGGAUGGCAGUAAACUGGUCACCACAGCCACCGAGAUCGCUGGAUAAAGAGCCGCUGUGUGAACCCCCACCCCCUCCCAUGCAGUGUCCAACCUGACUGACCGACCAGCUUAAACUACACUGUACAAGUCCAUGCCAACAGGUCAACUCUCCGAGUAGCCAAUCACAGCGGCUACAGCAGGCUGAACGCUCUCUCCAUUCAAACAUUAGCACUUGAAAACCAAUGCCAACCGUUGACGUGUUUUCAUAUGUUCGUUUUGAUGUCUUGCAGCCAUAAUAAACAAAAUAACAUGUGAACGGCCAA
Molecule: messenger RNA, 1698 nt
Organism: Danio rerio (zebrafish)
Lineage: Eukaryota; Metazoa; Chordata; Actinopteri; Cypriniformes; Danionidae
Gene: cap1
Product: CAP, adenylate cyclase-associated protein 1 (yeast)
Biological process (GO): cytoskeleton organization
Cellular component (GO): plasma membrane
Molecular function (GO): actin binding
Source: RefSeq, marked provisional